GCGUGGGUGUGGGUGUGUUGGUGGGUGUGGGCGGAGGCAGCAGUGGGCGCCUCAGAACCAAAACAAAUAUGGCGUCACUCGGGCAGGAGGCUACGAUGUUUUGACUCUCAUGUCCUUGACCGCCUCCUCCCCUCCACAUUAGUUAUCAUCGUGCAAGAUCAACAUUUGUGGCAUGAGACGAUCACGCUGGGACAUCAAGGGGGAGCGUGAGUGCCCAAAGGAACAACCAAGAAGAUGGGGCAAUCGUUGUACUUCACAAAUGGAUUGGAAUAUGAAUAAUGACUCGGAGUCCCAUCCAUCAAUGCCGUCUCCCCCAAGACAGAGAGCCACUCCUUCGCCAAUUGAUUACCGAAGUGAAAGUCGACGGCGCCACGAUAACGAACAGGACAGUAAUGUGCCCCAGAGUUCGGCAGCACCAUCCCAUGGUCCUCAACAGUCGUUGAUGGGCCCUCCAUCUACACACUUUACGUCAUCAUGGCCCUUGUUGGCAGCACAGAAUGUAUUUACAGAUUCAGAUCGUGGACAUCAUGCGCCUCCUCCUUAUGCAACUCAUCAACGCUGGGCCCAGGCACAUCCGGGUUACUUUCAAACAGAUGGUGGCCAGUAUGCCUUUGAUAUGAAAUGGUGGGCCCAGCAAAAACAGUCAAUGGAUGCUUAUUUGAGUGGUCCUAGCUGGAGAGAUGACACUAAAAAUUCCCAUCCUGAUUCUGGAAUGCCACAGUGGUCAUUUGGCACUCGUGUAAUGAAAAAUGGCAAUAAAAGACAUAAUGGCAACAGAUCUUUAAACCGCAAUCAUCAUUCAGACGGUAAUUAUAAUGGGCAAAGACACGAUUCCAGUUAUGACCCUAUGGAUCCUCGCCGGAGGUCGUCGUCUUUGUCACACAACAAUCAGAAGGCUCGAGAUGGUAGCAGAUCCAACAGCUGUAACCAUCAGAUGGAGGGUAAUUACAAUGGGCAGAGACACGAUUCAGGCUACAGUCAGGCAGACCCUCGAAGACAACCUUUAUCAUAUCAAACGCAGAGAAUCAGAGAGAGUUUACACGAUUCUAGAAGACGAUACGUUAUUGAUAGGAGAGACCCCAGAAAGACAAACUCUGUUUACCACUCGCUUGCUUGGGGCAGUAGUGAUAAUGUUAGCGGAAAAGGAAGAGGAAAUAAAGGUGGGAAGAAAAGUAAAGUUAAGUUGCAGCCCAGUAAAUUUGAUGUACCUGGUAGUUUUAAGUCUUGUGGUGCAGUGAGUAGAAGUAUACGACCUAUUAGUACAAGUGCUUCUCUGACUCGGGCAAGAGAUGAUUGGUCUAUUUUUAAGAAUAAAGGUAAAGAGAAAAAAGGGAAAAAAAUAACUGGUGAUGAGAGUGCUACUUAUGCCGAAGCAGCAAAGAAAAAAGCACUGGCUGCAGCAGCAAACAAACUGAGGAGGACAUUCCUUGCUGCAAAGAAAAAAAAUGGAGGAGGAGAAUGUUCACCAGCUGAAGAUGACAAUGAUGUUGACACGACAGAAACGGCAGAAGAUAAUAACGCAGAGGAUUUAUCCAUGCCACGGCGCCACCCUAGCUGCUUGGAAUUUGACAUUGAUAUACGCUUCAGUGCUAAAGAAUGGGCAUCGGUGGGAUCUGGUCAGGGUGGAACCAGCAACAUUCUCGAUAUACCACAAGCAUCUGCUUCACGAAAACGAUUAAAUGCCUUGCAGAAGAAUAGCAAUAUUGGAUGCAGAGAGGAACAAGAGGACUCUGGUACUUAUUCUGACACAGAUGUUGGAAGAGCAGAACCUCAUUGGUCUGUAAAUGCUGCACAACUCUCUUCGUCAUCAACACUCACUCGCCGACGACACUUGUCCGAGAGCUCGGGGGUAAUUGACCUACGGAAAAAUCCUACAAAUGGAUGCUCGGCAUCAAGACCUGGCCCUGGACGUAUAAGAUCGUGCUCCAUGAGUCUAGUAGAGGGAGCAGGCUCCAGCAAAGAUGGACAGGGAGGCUCGGGUGAAAGACCAUCCCGCAUGAAGCUGCACCUGAUGCCAAAAUUAAGAAGAUUAAUGCUAAAGCAACUGCUCACAAUGGAUAAAAAAUCCCUUCAGGAGUUGGUAGAUGACCCACGAUCUCGUAAGGCACAGUUUAUGAUGACACACCUCAUGUCCGAGCACCGUGCAGCUCUGUCGCAGCGUCUCACUCAGCAACGCUUCAGGAUUCCCGACUCUUUGCACGAUGAUGAGCUGCAGCUGUUGAAUAGCUUGGAGAACUCUCAACUAAAUUCUGUUCCACCCGAAGUUGUGCAGCAGGUUCGGGAAAUUCUUGCUUUGGAGCAGAACGGGAAUACCAGAGCAUGGGAGGAGGUAACCUUUUCCCUGAAUGACCUUCUGAAUGCUGACUCCGAUCACGACCUGGACUGUCAGAUAAUAUCCCCACCGCCACGGGAUCCCGCCUCCACCAUCACCAUCCACGACUCAGACUCGGAAAUGGAAGAUCUCAUUCAAGGUGAAGGCGAGAGUGAACAUGAAGAGGAUGACCACGAGCCAGAAGAAAGAGAGCACGAAGAUGACGACCAUGAGGAUAGGGAGAGUGAUCGUGAAGAUGAAGAUCAAGAAGAUGAAGACGAGCAUGAAGACGAAGAGGAGGAGGAAGAUGAAGAUGAAGAGGAGGAGGAGGAGGAGGAGGUGCAGCACCAAGUGUCUGUCUCGCCAGAAAAUGUCGAGUCAAGUGACACUAGAACCUCAAUCAGUAAGAGAGAAGUGGCCACACCCCACAGUGGCAGCAAACCCUCAGGUGCUCCCUUACAGAUGCUGCCGCCUAUUCCCGUAGAAGUGCCACUGUGCGUUAUGGAAUCCCUAGCUAGUGGCCCUAACAGUACUAGAGAUCUAACAAACCAGGUGUCUGAUGCCACACUAAAUUUGAUAGCCUCAAGUCAGCCACCUUUAAAUAGCCAAAGGCCGGCAGCUGAAAACAUCUCGGUGCCUGGACCCAGUUCGCUUCUUUUGGCUCCGCCUAGACUAAAGGUAAAGGAAGAACGUCCAUCGCCCAUCAGUGAAUGUGGCCUCUGCAUGCACAAUCCACGAACGCCUCACACCUCAGAAUGCGUAUACCCUUAUGGCCUAGCUCCUCCGUCUCCUGUGGCACUGAUGCCCGGGCCCCCACGGCCCUUGGGCACCACACCGCCACAGAGGCCAGUCCCCCACAUGCCAGCCACUCAGCAGCCUCCUGCCGUCCCACUCUCAUCGACUCAUUACCAGAGGUCUAUCAAGCAGGAGAAGCUUGAUGACUCGUAUCUGAAGUACGAACAUGUAAAACGGCCAUCCUCCGAAGAGCGUCCAAAGAACCCUGCUCCUCCUGAUGCACUACCUCUUCCUCCUCCUGCCCAAGGCCUACACCAUCCUCCACAUCCAAGGCCACUCAUAUUCUCUCCUGACAAUGAUUUCCCGGAUCCUCCGCGUCCACCGCCACCUCCGCCCCCGCAGUUCAGUCCACGCAUCAAGAUUGAGCGACAUACACCUGUCCAGUUCAUGUGCUGCUGCAUGCGAAAUGAGUGUGAACGAAGCAGCACGCACAGUGCAGAGAUGCGGCCACCUUCCCGCCGCAAUGGAACUACUCCACAACCUACAGAAAGAAGACCAACGCCACAUCUGUACAAAAUGGAACCACCGUCCCCUUGUGCCUCACUGGCCAGAACUCCACACCAAAGUCUUCCUGGCCACUUUGCACCACCAGCUUCACCUCGUUGUCAUAGUAAUACAGUGGCAGCUGACGCUAGAGUUACUGUUGGUGUACAGACCGAGAAGGAACGACUUGUUCCAGCAUAUGACCAAUCCAGUAAUAAUAAUAAUAAUAAUACUAAUAACAAUAAUAAUAAUAACAAUAAUAAUAAAAGACAGUAUGUUCCUAACUUAAGUUUAGCAAGAAGUGUAACACCAUUAGUUACUAUUAAAGUGGAUCAGAGUACAAGUACAGAAGAUUUAGGUGGUGCAUGGGAGCAACAACAGCAACGUGGGAAAAGCAGAGGCAAAGGUUGGUGGUGGCAUCGUAAUGGCCGCCCUAGAAACCACCUCAGUCAAUUAACUUCUAUUUCAAAUUCUUUAAGUGAUUUUGAAUUUAGUCAGGAUGCAGGAAUUGCAUUGCAGCAAAUGAUGGUUUUCAGUGAGCAAGAAACAGAAUUUGUCCGACACUUGGAAAGCAUUGAUCAAGAAAUACACGAGCUCAUGCGGGAGAAAAAGCGAAUGACUGAGGAACUGGGACGCCUCCAGCAUCUCCGUAUAGGUAAGCUACAACAGCUAGUAAGACAAGGUGGCGCUAGUAGUAGCAUAACCGGAGCUGUGGUCCCUAGAGGAGAGCCUCCCGUACUGCGAGGAACUUGUAGCGACAUAAGACCGCCACGAACUCUUCAUCAAGACUCUAGCUCAGAUGGGGGUGAUCAUAUGGAUACUAGUAAUUCUACCACCACAUACAAUAUUGAAAAUAUUUCACUUCGGUAUGGAUUGUCUAAGGAAGACGUUUGUGUUCAGUCUACAACAGAUAAUGCCUCGGUUGUAACUUCUUCACAAGAAAAGGGCCCAAGGGUACGCUCUUUUAGUUUCUCUCACACUUCCUCUAAUGACUCCAGCAAUGAAUCUCAGACUGUUAGAAGACAAAGAUGUACAUCCACGUGUCAUUCUCCAGGCAGAAGCUUGAAAUCUAAAGAAACUCUUCAAAUUACUUAUCUUGGUCCCAUUAAUCCUAACGAAGAAUUUUAUCAACAAAUAGCCAGUAACAUUCAUAAACUGCAACAGUCCAUUUCUAAUACAGAUUCAGAAACUGACAAUGAUGUAAAAACUUUGGAGGUUCCCGUUGAAAGUUCAGAGGCAAAUGUAUUUUAUAAAACCGAUGUCAGAGAAGCAACAAGUAGGAAUAGAAGUAACUCUUUGUCUAGUUCAGCUGAAGGUGACAUUGAAAGUGAAGUUCCUAUUGAUCAUGAUGAGGAAGAGGAGAGAAUACCAAGACGAAGGCACAACCUGUCUACUGAUGAAGGCGAAGCUGUUGUCGAUUCCUCUGAGCAGCUUGAUAAAAUAGACAAUGAUUCUUCUCAAGGAGAUACUGAAGACCAGUCUGUAGAAAAGCCUCAGGAUGCUGAAAAAGAAUUAAGUGUGCACAUUUGUCAACAAGUAGAUAAUGGAGAAAUUAAGAAAGAGGAGGAACUGAAAUAUUCUCAAGAUGCAGGGUCAUCUGAACCAGGGUCAUCUGAACCAUCUCAAGAAGCUGAGUCAUCUCAAGCUAUUCAAGAGUCUGAAUCAAGUUCAGUGUGUAAAAAAUCUGAGUCUCCAGAAGCAAAUGACUCGACUGAAGUGUACCAAGGGCCUUGUCAGAUGGAGAUGUCAGUAUUAGACGAGAAACCUGCGUUAACUGAAGCUUGUGAAGAAAUAGGUUUUGCUCAAGCAAACAGUGCAACGGAGAAACGGGAAUUCAUCGGCACUUCAAGGAAAAGUUGUUCCUCUUCCUCAUCGUCCCCAGCAUCGUCACCAGACAGCCAGAAAUCUAGAAAUUCUUCGGGUGAACAUUGUUACAGUUUGAGGUCUCGAGGCCCACCGAGUAAGAUUAAGCAGAAGCUGUUAGGAAACGUUGAAGUGAAUAAUGACGUGCAAGAGGAGAACUCUGUGAAAACUUCCUUGGGUAAAGCUAGUGAGAAAGUGGGAGGAGAAGAUGGACACGCAGAUGACGAACGCGAGAAAGAAGAUGAAUUUAGCAGAUUCCCACAUUUGGAAGGAUCAGAUGGCGGUGCGGAAGAGAAGAAAAGGAAACGAAAACGAAAAACAAAGAGACACAGAGUGAAUAAACGAAAAAAGAAGAAAUUACCAGAAAAGAAUGGAAGUAAUUCACCCAUUACAGUUAGUGCCAAGAGAAAAUUGCCAUUAUCUACAUCAGUUACUACUUCUCACAGUUCUUUAACUUUGUUGGAAAAAGAUGUUACUGACUGCAAUUUAGACAUUGAUGAAAUCAUGGACAGUUCUGGAGAUGAACACGUAUUCGUGAGCCCCCCGUCUCAUGGUUGUGCAGUGCUGGAUAUUAAGGUUGUAGGAGAUUUUGUGAUAACUGCGUCAAGUGAUGGUACUGCAAGAUGUUACAACAUGAUUUCAGGGCGUGUUAUGGCCACAUACGUCGACCACACCGACAUUGUGACGUGUGUCGGAGUGGUUGGCAAACCCGAUUUUGAAACGGAUUCUCAAGAAUUUCAGGUUGUAACAGGAUCGGCAGACAAAACCAUAUGCAUAUUUAAUGGAAAGACUGGCAUAGCAAAGCAGCACUGUAAGGUUGGCGAGGGCGUACGGUGUCUUGACAUAUCUUGGGGCCAACUCUUUCUUGGCACGGAAGGUGGCUGUGGAGCAAGAUGGAACUUCAAGGACAAAGGUGUGACGGAGAUGGUGCAGUUCUGUGGUAAAGCAGUAACAAGUCUGAAGGCCAUGACUGAGGGUGGCCGGAGGGUUCUGCUUGUUGCCGCCAAAACUACGCCGCUCAUGAUCCGAGAUGCCAUGACAGGUCUGUUUUUGCGCACGUUGGAGCACAUACAGGUGACAGUGUAUGCAACUGUGUCACACGGAGGACUUCUCUACACCGGUGGCUCAAACAAGGCCAUUGUGUAUUAUGACUUUACGACGGGUAGCAGCAGAGGACACAUAGCAAGUGAGGCUGACGUGUCGUGUCUCAGCAUCUACAAAGGUCGCCUCGUUGCCACGUGUUAUGAUGGACUCGUCCGAGUAUUUUGCCUGGCUACUGGCCAGCUUUUACAAAGAAUACCGGUUGAAGCUACAAAUAAAAUUUUCAUUUGCUCAGCAUUGUAUAAAGACAGAUUACUGGUGGGAAACAAGAAGGGAGAGGUGGUGGGUUGUCACCUGGCGCAGCUUGCUAGUCAACCUGGCCAGAGUAACUCGUCACAAUAAAGCUGUCUGGCAUUCCUUGGCAGUGGAGGCCCAGCAAGUUGGAGAUGUGACAGCCAACUUGGAGAUGCGGCUUCCACUCAAGAUGGAAACGGGACAAAAUUAAUAUUUCUCCUACGAAGAAUCGGUGCUCAGAUAUUUGUUUAGAAUAUUAGGUGAGAUUUUAAGAAUGUUUAUGAAAAGUUUAGCCACUAGAUGACUGCCUUCAGUUGGUGUACAUAUAGUUUUCUGAAGUGUAGACUUAUUUGAGUCUGGCUCAAUCUUGCUCACUAUCUACAGAAUUGUGUUCUCCAGUCUUGUGUCCAUCCAAAUGUUGAUGAUUAAUCUUUUUUAAGCUGUGGAAUCAUAAUAAGCAUAUCCCUUUGUAGAAUGUCAAAUCUUUAUUGUAUACCGGACUAAGAAGUCUUUCAGCAAAUCAUUGUUUGCGAAGCGAAAGUUAUUUUAAUGAUGCAACCUUCGAUACAUAAAAGGCGAUAUUUUUAAAAUGAGAACCCAGCUUGGCCAUUCAUAAUAGUGUCAGCACCCGUGGUUGUUAACUCUUGCCGAACCCCUUGUGGUAAAGUUCGGGAUUUCCAUUAAAAAAAAAUAAAAUACUUUGUCCUAUGAUGUCUUUCAUAAGUGAAUUUGUAGAUCUCUGUGUUUUAUACACAAAUGUAAACAUUUCUUUUCCUUGGUGGUGUCACUGGUUAAGAAAACAUUUUGUUUAAGCUGGAAUAUUUUGCAGUUUGUAACUGUUAUUUGUUAUUGAUUUUACAGGUCUAUGUCCUGGAAUUUUGCACUCAAGCACAAAACGUUUUAUGUGAUACUGGGCUGUGUUCAGGAAAUGCGGCAGUGAUACAUUCUCAGAACUAUAGAGCCAACUGAGGCACAUGUGGUCAAGUGUUCUAUUCACAAUUUGUGUCAAUUCUAAAUACAAAUAUUAAAACAUAAAAUAGGUUGAAAAUGGGAUGAUUUACAUCGCUUCUAAUCAUGUUAGAAGUUCAUCAGCAGAUUAGACGAACUUAUAAGUUUUAACCAAUUUUGUUUUAAUUGCACUGUUGGUAUGUAUGUCUUAACAUUGUGGAAUCUUUAUUACAAAUUGCCAAGAAAAGUUUGCACUAAGCCAAACAUCUGGAACUGAAAACGUACCACAAUUCCUAAUGAGGCACUUCUCUGUACCCGUAAAUAUGUUUUGAGAAAACCCAAGAUAAAAAUUAACUUUGUAAGUCCGAGUGUAGUGCUGCUCAUUUUAUGCCGUAUACAAUGGUGGGUUACCAGGUGUUAGCGUAACAUUGUGAAUGUGAGCUAGACUCGCAGUGGCGUUGGUGGUUGCUGUACGAGGAUGAAUACCUGUACUGUCUUUUGUGAAGGUGGCCCAAGGACUUGCUAGUCAGGCUCAAACAUUGGCCAUGAUCUUUCAUUAUUUUCAUUAUUUCAUUAUUUUCAUUAUUCUCUUUCAUUAUUUUCUGUUAAGGUACUGUAAAUUUAUUAUUUUUUCAGGAUUCUCGGGAUAUUAGUGUUUUGCUCAUACAGAUCUCAAACAUAACAUUUGUUGUCAAAUUUUAAUGUUUAUCACAUACUUGCUGUUUAUAUAAAUAAAUAAAAUCCAAUC
This is a messenger RNA of Procambarus clarkii (red swamp crayfish), 8483 nucleotides long. The record is from RefSeq and is a predicted model, not a curated record. NCBI's taxonomy places the organism in Eukaryota, Metazoa, Arthropoda, Malacostraca, Decapoda, Cambaridae.